UUCACCUUUCUGUAUGCUUCAUGUCAAUUAUCCUUUUUGUCGUCUUCUCUAUAAUUGUAUGUAAAUAUUGGGUGAACGUAACUGACAGGAAGGUUCCUAUCACCAUUCAACAACUUUCUGAGAUUUUUGUUGUUGAUACUCAUAAACUCAGCUACCGCUUGUGUUAUUGUUUGUGUUUGUUUGGUUGAUUGAUUGGUUCAUACAAUACAAUGACUUGGUGGGAUUUAUCUUCGCUUUCUUGGGUUGGAAAUUUGAGAGGCAUGUUUCAGGAUAAAUCAAGUCGGAGGCUGCGAAUAUCUGCAAAUAGUAAUCAUUCGUUUACAAACAUUAGUUGUCCUCUAAUAGAUCAUCAGAACGAGGAGUACAGAACGAUGGAGGCCCAGAAUGUUUCACAUACUCUCAAGUCUCAUGGAGUUAGAGUUGCAAGGACACACAUGCAUGAUUGGCUGAUACUUUUGCUUCUUGCGGUGAUAAUGGCCAUCCUCUUGCUCAUGCAACCAUUUUACCGUUUUGUUGGGAAGGAUAUGAUGACUGAUCUUAGAUACCCCUUGAAAAGUAAUACAAUACCCUUUUGGGCGGUUCCAUUGUAUGCAGGUGUCUUGCCCUUGGUGAUAUUCCUCAUUGUCUAUUACUGUAGGAAUGAUGUAUAUGAUCUUCAUCAUGCAAUACUAGGCCUCUUGUAUUCUCUUUUAGUGACAGAGGUUAUUACGGAGUCAAUAAAACUUGCUGUUGGUCGGCCCAGACCAGACUUCUUCUGGCGUUGUUUUCCUGAUGGAAGGGAUGAAUAUGAUCAAUGGGGAAAUGUCAUAUGUCAUGGUGAUAAACAUGUCAUAAAUGAAGGGCAUAAGAGCUUUCCAAGUGGGCAUACUUCAAUCUCCUUUGCCGGAAUGGUGUUCCUAUCACUGUAUUUAUCUGGAAAAAUAAAAGUGUUCGACCGCAAAGGCCAUAUUGGAAAACUUUGCAUCGUCAUUUUCCCUCUACUUGUUGCAGCUUUUGUUGGCAUUUCUCGAGUUGAUGACUACUGGCACCACUGGCAGGACGUCUUUGCGGGAGGUUUACUAGGGCUCACCGUGGCUACGUUUUGCUAUUUGCAGUUCUUCCCACCACCAUAUCAUGCUGAAGGUUGGGGACCGUAUGCAUACUUUCACAUGUUGGCAGAGUUGAAUGCAAGAACUCAAGAAGGCAGUGCUGCGAAUUCACACUCUGUACGGACCGUCUCCGUACAGACCAUGGGCUCUCAGGCUUUGAAUGAACAUGAUGAAAGAACCAGUACUGGAUUUACUGGGUUACCCUCAGCAUUUAAUUCUAGUUCAUCAGAUUUAGAAGCUGGGAGGAGAUAA
Pistacia vera is the source of this 1340-nucleotide messenger RNA. RefSeq names its product lipid phosphate phosphatase 2-like. Gene Ontology annotation, molecular function: phosphatidate phosphatase activity. Lineage: Eukaryota; Viridiplantae; Streptophyta; Magnoliopsida; Sapindales; Anacardiaceae. The coding region runs from base 210 to 1340 and encodes 376 amino acids. The transcript has 9 exons. Gene Ontology annotation, biological process: phospholipid metabolic process. The record is from RefSeq and is a predicted model, not a curated record.